This is a messenger RNA of Acanthosepion pharaonis, 1362 nucleotides long. Lineage: Eukaryota; Metazoa; Mollusca; Cephalopoda; Sepiida; Sepiidae. The record is from the annotation of a GenBank genome assembly.
AUGUUUCCUUCUCACUCUGCUUAUUCGCUUCUCUUCGUCUUCUUACGUUCACUAUCUCUGACAUUAUUUCGUUCUUUCUUUCUUUCUUUCUUUCUUUCUUUCUUUCUUUCUUUCUUUCUUAUUAAUUCUCCUUUAUUACAUUUCUUUCUUUCUUUCUCUCUUUCUUAUUCAUUCUCCUUUAUUACAUUUCUUUCUUUCUUUCUUUCUUUCUCAUUAAUUCUCCUUUCUUUUUCAUUCAUUUUUACAUUUUUCUUUGUUUGUUUGUUUUUCUUUCUUUUCUUUUUUCUUUCUUUUUCUUUCUUUCUUUCUUUCUUUCUUUUUUCUUAUUCAUUCUCCUUUAAUUUCUUUUCUUUCUUCUCCUUAUUAAUACAUUUCUUUCUUUCUUUCUUUCAUUUUCUCACGCUUCUUUUUUCUUUUUUCCUUUAUUCAUUUUCCUUUAUUUUCUUUUUAUUUUCUUUAUUUCUUUCUUGUUUGUUUGUUUGCUUCUUUCUUUCUUUCUUUCUUUCUUUCUUUCUUUCUUUCUUUCUUUCUUUCAUAGUAUUCAUCAUUCUCUCGUUUUCAUUCAUUUCCUUUUCAUCAUUUCACGGUCCCAAUAUAAGCCAAAUCUAUCUAUUUCAGUCUUUUCAUUUCAUAUCUAUCUAUCUAUCUAUCUAUCUCAGUCUUUUUGUAUGUAUCCAUCUAUCUAUAUAUCUUUCUCAGUCUUUUCAUAUCUAUCUAUCUAUCUAUCUAUCUAUCUAUCUAUCUAUCUAUCUAUCUAUCUAUCUAUCUAUCUAUCUAUCUAUCUAUCUAUCUAUCUAUCUCAGUCUUUUUAUAUGUAUCCAUCUAUCUAUAUAUCUUUCUCAGUCUUUUCAUAUCUAUCUAUCUAUCUAUCUAUCUAUCUGUGUUUGUAUGUUUUCUUUCAUUGCUUUGUUUGUCCUUUCUUUCCAUGAGGUUAAAAUAUUUUCAGCAUUUAUGUUAACUAUCUAUCUAGAUCUAUCUAUCUAUCUAUCUAUCUCAGAUAGAUAUGAACAGCUAUCUACAUAUCUCAAUCUGUUUAUAUAUCUCUAUCUAUCUAUCUAUCUAUCUAUCUAUCUAUCUAUCUAUCUAUCAUGGUUCUCCCUCUUUUUUCUCGCACAAUCAUUUUUUGCGUUGACAUAUAUUAACCGUUUGGAUCUAUCUAUCUAUCCAUAUCAUCUAUCUAUCUAUCUAUCUAUCAUCUAUCUAUUCUCUUCUCUCAAUAUAUUAAUUUCAUCUAUCCAUCUAUCUAUCUAUCUAUCCAUCUCAUCUAUCUAUCUUUAUAUUAAUCUUUUAUUUCUAUCUAUCCAUCUAUCUAUCCAUCUAUCUAUCUAUCUAUCUAUCCAUCUAUCUAUUUCAAUAUAUUAA